Pelodiscus sinensis (Chinese soft-shelled turtle) is the source of this 1569-nucleotide messenger RNA. NCBI's taxonomy places the organism in Eukaryota, Metazoa, Chordata, Testudines, Trionychidae. The record is from RefSeq and is a predicted model, not a curated record.
ACAGGCAGCUGAGCUGUGCCGGGUAUGGCAGGAGCUGUGUGUGCGGGAGCGCCAGGCACGGGACCGGAACCGCCAGCUGCUGCAGGACUUCGGGCACCUAGAGACCCAGCUGGGGCUGCUCUGGGCCAGGACAGACAUGGUCAGGAGGAGGAAGGUGGACUAUCAGGAAUUUCUGCAGCGGCUGCUGCUACAGUUGAGGAUGGAGGCAGGGAGCCCAAGCCAGGUCCCUCAGCACCAGGACUGGGCCUCUGCCCAGAUGCUGGACCUGCCUCUGCACUCGCACCUCAGGAGACACCUCCCUGACCCCCCCCAGUGGAUGGACCAUCUCCAGUGCCGGACCUCAGGGCCUCAUCCUGUCUCCCCCACACAGUCCCCAGAGCCUGCUGCCUUCCUUGCGUCCACUGGGGCAGGUGGGGCUGGGCCCCCAGAGGCAGCCCGGCGCAGAGGGGGCCUCCGUUACACCCCCUGGCCCCACAGAGGACCGGUUGCCAAGGACCAUGGCUACAGGACACCUGCUCCUAAGCCCCAUCAGGAGCCAUCCCCACUUCUCCUCCCACAUUGGCUCAGGUUCCCCAUCCCGGCUGAAUCAAAGGGUGUGCCUGGGGCUCAUCCCCAGCCCACGCAGACCAGGGCUCAUGCUGGAGCUGGGGCACGCACUGCAGAUGCCACCAGCUCUGGGGUGGGGCACCGACACCAGGCAGCUAACGGAGCCUCCGGGACACUGCUGAGGAGAGGAGCCUGGACGCGGGACUGCAUGGAAACAGCUUGUGAGGAGUUCCGGGUCAGGGUCCCAAGACUGUGGUGCAAGGAGAAGCCAGAGGGAGACACGACAGCCCUGGCUCAGAGGGAGAAGAGGACAUUGGAGAGCCAGGAACAGAAGGGAAGCAGCCAGGGAAGCUCCUGUUUGGAGGAAGGGUCAAGAAAAGUAAAGGUGGCUGAGGCGCCGCCUGCCAGCACCACUCAGUGGCCAAGGAUACCAUCGCAGGAACCUGCAGCUUGCAGUUCCACAGAGUUCUGCAGUGACGCAGAGGAGCUGAGAGCAGACCUGGAAAUGGUGCUGAGGGAGGACCAGAGCCUGGAUGACCAGGACGACUUCUACGACUGAGGGAGGGAUCCAGCACAGCCAUGUAAAUCCGGAGUGACUGCAUCCCUGUCUGCGUGGUUAUGCCAGAGUGAAAUGAGUGUUGGUGGGAGAAGACUCAAUGCGGCUGGAUGGAAAUGGAGUUAAUGUUCAUGUUACAGUGCAAAGGUGAAAUUAAAGCCUACCAGGAGCUGAGCAAUGUGGUUGCAGCACCUUUGAAUUUGAAAUUGUACCAUUUGUGUUUCACUAUUUGCUCUCCUGCUGCUCUGGACCAUUCAGAUUUUCCUACGAAAUAAUACUAGUCCUUGAAGCUGGUGGAAGGUUUUCCAGAUCAAUGUUUUUCCAACCAAAAAUGGCUUUUUGACUAAAUGAAAAUCCCAUUCUCUCCCUCUCCCCUCACACCCCACCUGCCCCUUUAAAAAGCUAUAUUUGUCAAAACAUUUCCAGGGAAAAACUAAAAUUUGCAACUUUCAACGACAACAAAAAGG